UGUGAGGAGUCGGGACCGGAACGCUUCUGUGGCAGACUCGGUGGAGACUGGCCGGUACCCGUGGGUUAUCCUCGCGGCACCGCUUCAGGCCCGGUCUGUCUCACCACCACCCCCGGCCCGGGCUCCCGGCGGGCACCGCCUCCUUCUGGGAGGGCUGCCUGGGCCGAUUGCCCGGGGCCCGCGGCCCUAGUCGUUUUCUGCCCCUGGAAUGCGGGGAAUGUGGUAGCGACAGAGCGUUUCGGCCCAGCUCCAUCGCUGCACGCUGGGGGACGGAGAAGCGCGGCGCACCCUCCAGGCGUGCGGGGAGCGGGCUGGGAGAUCGAAGCGCAGUCAGCCUCCUGAGGGAAGCAGGUAUACUUUAUAACUGACUUCUCCCUGCUCUCAGUGAUUGAUAAUAAAACCUAAAAUACUAUAAAUAUUAACCCACUAUUACAUUGCAACAGCAAGAACAGAGACAAAAUGAAAAGUGGGAGAAUACGGUGUAGACAGUUGCUAUUGGGAACGAAAGCACUCCUCCAUGCAGUACCUCUGUUGGAAUAAUCGCCUCCAGUAUAAAAGUUUGUCAACCCUGAAUCGCUUUUGGCAGAAGCAAGUUCAGCCAAUGCAGCAACCAGACAGACUGGAUACUGUGGAAGAGGAAACAUCUUCAAAAAAGAAUAUUUCAGGUUGAUUUAUUCAAAGAAGAUACCGUAAUAUGCAGCUGAGGCUCGGAAAAUAUGAAAGACUGGAAAGGAGUGUGUUCAUCAUGGAGGAGUACACACAAUAAUAGCCUACUUGCGUGGGGAUGAUUCUACGCUCCUUAAAGGCUGACCCACAACUGCCUCCCCGAGACAACCGCCGCGAUACCCGCCACAGAGGACCAGAGGAGACGCACCAUUACAGCGGAAAGCGAGCCGACUGCCAGCGAAGGUCACCGAUCACACACUACCUCCGCUACCGCCGCGGGGGAUCCUGGGAAAGGACGCAGCACCCAGCAAAGGCGUUGGAUCGCGACAGACGCCGCUGCCGCGCAGCGCCCCCUACCGCUGCGGAGGACGAGAGCGCCCUCGAUAUCCCGGCUUCGACCUGCAGCCGCCCGCACCUCAUGCUCACUAACACCCAAGUCCUGCCAUGUCCCCAUACCCUCAACCGCUCCAGGUCCUUGCCCAGCCCUCACAGAGUUCAUAUCGCUGUACAGACCCGUGCGCACUCUCAUAUUCCCUCCUUACUCCCGCUCCCCGCGAAGGGAAUGCACUAGGAGCCCCGUGCAAGGACAAUGCUGGGACGGGCUCGAAGCGAGUCUUCGUGUAGCGUGUCGUUUAAAGAAUGCUUGUCCUGGAGGACCGGGAAGCACUCGCCGGGUCAGGUUUAGAAUGGUUGAGACAUCUACGUGCCUGGAACCACUUCCUCCAGGGGACGAAAAGUACAGAGUGACUGGGGUUCCAGAGCACCUCACGUCCCCUGUUCCGUGGGUGUGAGCGGGGCACUGACCACCCACCGACUCACAUGGCUGAAAAAGGCGAGAGCCCCUUACCAGCGCAAGAGUGAACCUGUAAAUAUGCUGCACCCUUCCCUCUCUUCUCUCUCUCUUCCCCGCUCUUUCCCCCUCUUCAGCCUUCCUGCAGCACCGGAACCGGCCCUUUCAGUCGCGGGGCGGGGCUUGGCUGAGGGCGGGAAAGAGGGUCGGCGUGAGGUGUGGAAGAGUGGUGGAGCGCUGUCGCCAUGUUGCGUGAACUCACCGAGGAGCAGAUUAGGGACUGGUUCACCAUAGGCAAAACUGUGACUGGCGUCGAGUUUUUGGGCGGCACGCAGCCCAGUCGCUUGAAUGCCCCUCUUGCUAUGCAGGAGCCAUUAGCAGCUGUAGGGGUUCCUAUCACAGAGAGCGUUGGAACUGAAUAUGCUGAAAAAUGCAGACAGGCAAAGUCACAAGAACUAGAAGUAAUUGGAAAUGAGCAGCUUGUCUAUAAACCAGAUACUUCACUGGGUCAGUGUGAAUCAAGUGCUAAGACUUUUCUACCAGUAAAUAACAGUAAAUGUCUAGAUUUGCCUUUGUCCAAACACAGAGAAGAGAUAGUGUCUCUGAUAGAAAACAAUACAGUUGUGAUUGUACAAGGAGCAACUGGCAGUGGUAAGAGCACACAGAUUCCACAAUAUAUUUUGGAUUAUUGCUUUGAGAAAUCUAUCUACUGCAACAUUGCUGUUACCCAGCCUCGGAAAAUUGCUGCCAGCAGCAUUGCCAGGUGGAUUAGCAAGGAACGAUCAUGGAGACUGGGUGGAUUUGUAGGAUACCAGGUAAGUUUAGAGAACAUUUCCACGAAGGAGACAAGGUUGCUGUACAUGACAACCGGAAUUCUUCUUCAGAAAGUAGUUAAUGCCAAAAGCCUAGCUGAAUUCACGCAUAUUUUCAUUGAUGAGGUGCAUGAGCGUACAGAAGAAAUGGAUUUCUUGCUCUUGGUGAUCCGUAAACUAUUGCAUACAAAUUCCCAAUCUGUAAAGGUAAUAUUGAUGUCUGCUUCCAUCAACUGUAAAGAAUUUGCUGAUUACUUUGCACUUCCAGAUAAGAAUGGUCUGAAUCCAGCCUGUGUAAUUAAGGUGGAAGGCAAACCUUUUGCAAUCGAAGAAUAUUAUCUUGAUGAUUUGAAACACAUUGUGAAGUUCAAGCUUCCUACUCAAAUAAUUGAGGAACCAGUGAUAGUAAGGGAAAUGUUUGAAGUAGCACUGUCUUUGAUCCAGUCAUUUGAUGAGUUAGAGAUGGAGAAGAAUAGGGAGGAAAAAAACUUGAGUGUUCCAUCAGAACGUGGAAGUGUGCUAGUAUUUUUACCAGGUUUGUAUGAAAUAAGAUACCUGCAGUCAUGUCUCUCAAGUAAGUUCAACAAAAGGUGGCAAGUGUACCCACUUCACUCAGGUGGGACAUUAGAGGAACAAAAUAAUGCACUUUUGGCUACAGUUCCGUGCUACAGAAAAAUUGUUCUGUGUACAAACAUAGCUGAGAGCUCUGUAACAGUUCCUGAUGUUAAGUAUGUGAUAGAUUUCUGCUUAACUAGAACUUUGGUUUGUGACGAGGAAACUAAUUACCAGAGUUUGAGACGUUGCUGGGCAUCUAAAUCAAACUGUAAUCAAAGAAAAGGUCGUGCUGGACGUGUUUCCAAAGGGUAUUGUUAUAGGCUUGUAUACAAGAACUUCUGGACAGACUCCAUUCCAGAGCAGCCAGUACCUGAGAUACUGCGUUGUCCUUUGGGAACUACAGUCUUAAAAAUAAAAAAGCUUGAUAUGGGGGGACCAAAAGCCUUGCUGGCAACAGCUCUUUCUCCGCCCAGUGUAGGUGACAUUGAACGUACCGUACUUCAUCUGAAAGAGCUGGGAGCACUUACGAAUUGUGUGGAAACAGAAGACCCACAUGAUGGUGAGCUGACUUUCUUAGGAAAGGUAUUGGCACAAUUGCCAGUGGAUCUGCAUCUUGGAAAGCUGAUAGUCCUUGGGCAUGCCUUCGGGUGCUUAGAAGAAUGCAUUAUUAUAGCUGCAGCACUGUCUUUGCGGAACUUUUUUACAUCACCUUUACAACAGCAAGUUGACGGAUACAGGAACAAACUGUUUUUUGCUGACAAUAGUAAGAGUGACUGCAUCGCAAUUGUGAAUGCAUUUAAGGCAUGGCAAGCAUGCAGUCAAAAAGGGGAGCUGAGGCAUCCCAAGAAAGAGCUUGAGUGGGGUCAAUCAAAUUAUAUUCAUAUCAAGAAGAUCCGGGAGGUGGCACGGUUAUUUCACAACUUGAAAGAGCGAGUCAGUGCCUUUAACAUGCAUGUUAAUCCUGCACCAUCUGCUGUGGAUCAGGAAUGUUUAUACAAACAACGCUUCAUUUUGCAGGUUGUGAUGGCUGGUGCUUUCUAUCCAAACUACUUUACUUUUGGAAAAUGUAAUGAAGAAAGUGCUGCGAGAGACCUUGCUGGCAGAGAUCCAAGAACGACUGUAAUGCUGAGAAACAUUCCUCCCUAUGGAUAUCUAUACCAUAAACAGUUGCAGUCAUUGUUUAGACAGUGUGGGCAGAUAAAAUCUAUUGCCUAUGAUGGAUCAAAGGCUUUUGUGGAGUUCUCCCGUAACCCAAUGGAGGGCUUUAAGAUUCUUCCUGCAGUAUAUCUGUCAAUCAAGAUGUCACAGCUGAAAAUUCCUCUUUCACUGAAUGCUUAUCAUCGAAAUGAUAUUGAAAAGCAAUUGCAAGGAGUGACAGCUGUGAGUGUGGAAUCUCUAAGAGUAAAUGUGGAUUGUCAAAAGCAGAGUGUGGAGCCUAUGGAAGUUUCAUUUGGUGCUUUACAACAGCUAAAGAUGAUCCCAAGUCAUCUUCUGGCCAUCAGUAUAACAGAGAUAAUAGAAGUUGGACACUUUUGGGGUUACAGGACAGAUGAAAAAAAUAGAACUGUACUUCAGGCUCUAACUGCUGAAAUUAACUACCAGAAUCUGAUGGAUUUGCCAGUGUCUCCACAUCCAGACAUGGUUUGUCUGGCACCAUUCCCUCGUCUGGAAGACGGAGGAUAUUUUAGAGCUCGUAUUCUGUGUGUUUGUGGAGAUUUUGCUGAGGUGUUCUUUGUGGAUUAUGGCAAUAGAUCACAAGUGCCUUUAAAGAAAUUAAAAAAGAUUCCAAGCUCUCUUCAAGAGCUUCCAUUCCAGGCUUUAGAAUUCAAGAUAUGCAAGAUGCGUCCUUCUGCAAAAUCUCUUAUGUGUGGGGAACAGUGGUGUAACAGUGCUAACCAAAGAUUUGCCUCACUAUUAAAAGGCUCUGCAAUUUUAGUGAAGGUGUAUUCAGUUGUGCAUAGUGUUCUGCAUGUAGAUGUUUUCUGUUUUGAGGGGUACCAACAGCUUGUGAAUAUUCGAGAUGUGCUUAUUGAAGAAUGUUAUGCUGAACUAGCAGAAGAGUCAUAUGAAUCACAACAAAGCCAUAGUUUGAUCAGGGAAUUAUUUUUGGACCAAGUAAAGGAAGAGGAAAUGUCUGUAUCUUCAAGAAAGGAAGAAAAGCAUCUCCUUGAAAGAUUGUUAAACUGCUUUUCUGAACAUAAAUCUAAUGUUCCAACCCAUAAGGUAACAGUUUGUGGCCCGUUCAGUCCGUAUGAGGUGAAAUGCUAUGGUAUGACAAAAGUAUCCCAGUUCAGAAACAUUCUUAUACAAAAGCAAAGCAUAAACUCUGUUGUUCUCCACGAUGCUUCUGAUGAAACCUUUCAGCAGUUGUUGGUUUCUGCUUCUGUAUCAGCAAAUGCAACUGGAACUACUGUGAUUUUAGAAGAAACAUCUUUGAUGCCUCGUAUUCCUGGCCUGCUUCCGCUCCUCAGUAUGCUGUUUGCUCCUGCUAUAGAACUAAGGGUUGAUAAAAAUGGAAAGUAUUUCACUGGUGUUUUGUGCGGUUUGGGUUGGAGUCAGACUUCUGGAGCUCCUCUGCUUCCAGAAAAUGACAUGGAACUGACAUUUGAUGUGCAUUUUGGAGUGGAAGACAUAUUAGAGAUAAAUAUCCUAAGGACAGCCAUUAAUAAGCUGCUUUCUGAACGCGUAGUGUGUUUUGAACAAACAAGAGUGACACAGCUGCAGGAAGAUGUUCAUCAGAAACUUCUACGUCUGAUCUGCAAAUCAAAACCUCGAGAUAAAGUUGUUCCUACAUGGUACAAGAAGCCAUAUGCAUGGAAUCAGGUGCAUCCUCAGCUUAUUAUUGACCAGUCUGAAAAGCAGCAUGAAAAAAGAAAUGAGCUUUAUCAGCUGCAUAAGCUUGUUUUGUUGAAUGUUUAAGGAUUUCUAGAAGUCUUUCAGAGGACAAGGAAUUGCAGCUAGUCUGAAAAUGUCUUCUGUCUUCUGUGUAACCAUGGGACUCUCAUUUUGCAAGACUGUUCCUUGAGAUUAGUUUAAGUGUACUUAAAAUGCAGUUUGGAAUUAUGUUAAUGCGUUUUUAGAAAGCUAAGGUUUGCUGACCUCUAGAUGAGUUUAUGAAUAAACUGAGGUGAAGCAGGAUGUAUUUUUCAUUUUAAUAAUACUUCUGAACAGGUUUAUCACGAGGUAUGUGAAACACAAAGAAGAUCUAGGUUUAGUUGCUUGUUUUCUGUCUAAAAGCUCAUAAGCCAUAGAGUGUGAUUUUUUUGUCUUUAAAUACUUCUGUCAUCAGCUUUUCAAAAAGCCAUGCAACAAGGGUUUUCCUUAACCAAAAACUAAAAGGUAAAGGAAACUUGGGAUCUAGAUUUAUGUUCUCAUAAGAAGUAUGACUUCAAAUAGUGGAUGCAUCUUUUUCAUUAAUUUUUCAUAAAGAAAAACAUUAUAUGGUUUCUUUUCCUGUAUGGCAGAAGAAUGCACCUUUCUUUCAUCUUUUCAUCUUACUUUUACCUGCGAGAUCUUUAGUCCUAAAAAUGAGGUCAGUGGUUUCAGAAUAAAAUGUUGAAGUGAAAUAAAAUGUAUUUGUCUCUUCUGUUGUGCAGUCAUGCUUAAUAAAAGCUAAAUUUCGUUAUUAA
Melopsittacus undulatus (budgerigar) is the source of this 6452-nucleotide messenger RNA. RefSeq names its product tudor domain containing 9 (gene TDRD9). Gene Ontology annotation, molecular function: ATP binding; helicase activity; RNA binding. The record is from RefSeq and is a predicted model, not a curated record. NCBI's taxonomy places the organism in Eukaryota, Metazoa, Chordata, Aves, Psittaciformes, Psittaculidae. Gene Ontology annotation, cellular component: intracellular anatomical structure. The transcript has 39 exons. Bases 1702 to 5742 code for a protein of 1346 amino acids.